CGAGAACCCGGAAGGGGCGGCUGGAGAGGAGCGAGUGGGGGAAACCCGCGCAGCUGAGGGAGGUGCAGCGCGCCGCGACGGUGGCAUGUGGAGCCUCCACCAUCUAAGUCCUGAGAUGCUGUGAAGUCUGGCCUGCCAUCAAUCCCCCAGAAUGGACCGCAGCAGCCUCCUGCCCUUCCAGUUAUGGUGUCCCCGGCCCUUUGGCACCUACUCACAGAACCAGCCACGCACACCUUCUGCAACCCUCAAGCCAUCAGCCUGCCCUGAGCCUGGCAGUGGGGCUGAGCCAGACCAUGGGCCUGUGCACUCAGAGAACACACCACCUGCCUUGGCCACUGAGGUCCCCACCUCCCAGCCUGCUCCACUCCUCUCGGCAGCAGCUGCUGGUGAUGAGGGUCGAGUCCUGCUGGACACAUGGUAUGUUAUCAAGCCGGGGAAUACAAAGGAGAAAGUGGCCUUCUUUGUGGCUCAUCAGUGUAGUGGGGGCAGCCGGGCCAGCUCCAUGAAAGUCAAGGGACACUGGGGUAGUGAUAGCUCCAAGGCCAAGCGGAGGAGGCGCUGUCUUGAGCCCACCAAGGCCCCUCCAGACCCAGGGGGCCGAGAGGGCCCUCUGGCUCCUGAAGAGGGCCCCACCUCAGUUGGUGAAGACUUACUCUCUGUGGCCGAGAUGGUGGCCUUGGUAGAACAGCGGGCUGCCCUGGCCCUGCAGAGCUAUCCACAUCCCACCACCCCAGCACCUGUGGUCUUUGUGUCUGCUGAGCAGGGUGGACCAGCCAAGGGGCUAGGGUCUGAAAGGCGGUCUGGUGGGGGGGACUGCAGCCGUGUAGCUGAGGCAGUGGCCCACUUCGAGGCCCAGCGGGACAACACCCCUACCAAGGGCCUCCGCAAGGAGGAACGGCCUGGGCCAGGCCCCGGUGAGGUACGCAUUGCCUUCCGCAUCUCCAAUGGCCGGGAGUCCCGGGCACCGGAGGGCAGCUUGCCCAAUGGGGCCGGAGGCCGGCCUGGUUGUGCAUAUCCUGGUAGCCCAGGCCCUGGGGCCCGAUCUAAGGACAAGAUUACCUGUGACUUGUAUCAGCUCAUCAGCCCCUCUCGGGAUGCCCUCCCCAGCAAUGUGGAGUUCCUGCUGGCUAGGGCGGAUGAAGCCAGCGAGGGUGAGAGCCCAGCCCCAUCCAGGCCUGAGGACACUCCCCCAGCACCCCCUCCACCCCCUGCCCGGGACUGUGGUGCAUCAGGCUUCCAUGUAGAUGUGGUGGUGACAGGUGUGGUAGACGAGUGUAUCUUCUUUGGUAAAGACGGCACCAAGAAUGUGAAGGAGGAGACGGUAUGUCUGACGGUCAGCCCAGAGGAGCCCCCCCCACCUGGCCAGCUCUUCUUCCUCCAGUCCCGUGGGCCAGACGGGCCCCCUGAGCCACCCCCAGCUGAUUCACCAGCCACUGCACCAGGUCCAGAUGAUGCUGAGGGGACAGCCGACACCUCCCUGUGCAGAUUGUACCGGCAUGUGUCACAUGAUUUCCUGGAGAUCCGCUUCAAGAUCCAGCGGCUGCUGGAGCCGAGACAGUACAUGCUGCUGCUGCCCGAGCACGUGCUGGUGAAGAUCUUCAGCUUCCUGCCCACGCGAGCCCUGGCAGCUCUCAAGUGCACCUGCCACCACUUCAAGGGCAUCAUUGAGGCGUUCGGCGUGCGGGCCACAGACUCACGCUGGAGCCGAGACCCGCUUUACCGUGAUGACCCUUGCAAGCAGUGCCGCAAGAGAUAUGAGAAGGGCGAUGUGUCGCUCUGCCGCUGGCACCCCAAGCCCUACCACCAUGACCUGCCUUAUGGACGUUCAUACUGGAUGUGCUGCCGCAGAGCGGACCGCGAGACACCUGGCUGCCGCCUGGGCCUGCACGAUAACAACUGGGUGCUGCCCUGCAAUGGGCCGGGUGGGGGUCGGGCAGGCCGGGAGGAGGGGAGGUGAACCCAGGGGAGGGGGUGGAGAGCCCACCAUGCCUGUCCCUACCCCCUCCCCUGGGAGCCAAGGGCCAGGACUGAGCUACCAGCCCAUACCCCAGUCUAGGCAGCAUUGAUGCCCAGUCAGAACUGAGCCAGGGUUCAGGGGGAUGCCCCAAGAAAGCACUCUGAGUGACCCCUUUUGGCUUCCUACUCUUCAGACCCAGGGCCGUGGACCCUCAAGUAGGGUAUUUUUUAUCAGCAUCUCAUUUUCUUUAGCCCCAACUCCCUCCCUGCCUCUCUCUACACCCCAGGGACCCACCAGCAGGGAGCAGACGGCAGCUAAUUUUGGUACCACUUAAGGAUUCCCCCAUUCUGCCCUCUUUACCACUCUUCCCCUUGUCCUUGGUUUCUGGAGCUGUUUUUUCCCAAGAAGCUACAGCACCCAAGGUUGGUACCUCUCCUAACCUACCACACCAGGCUCACCUUCUUUUAGGAAUUGAGAGCUAUAAAUCAAAGGCUAAAUGUGGCACUUUUUCAUGAUGGCCUACCAUUUACUGUUUUCCCCAUUAAAGAAGUAAAAAAUCAUUAACCUCAAGCUACCAGUCUGUUCUCUUCCUCUAGAGGAAGAGAUAAGAAAAUGUUGAAGAAUCCCUCUCCUCCCAUUAUUUAAGCUAUUGUCAUCACCCCCACUCCCACCCCCGCCCCCAGUAAAGCUGUGAAGCCCUUUGCCUCGCUCUUGACAGCGUGGGGGGCCAGUGGGCAGGGACUGUGGGUUUGAAUUUCUGGAUUGUUUUUUUUUCCACUCCGGGUACUUGUUAAGCAUUGGGGUCUCCUCACCCCUGGCCACAUGUCAACUGGGACCUUGAUUUUCAGGCAGUUUGGUCUGGGGUAUUUUCGUUUGUUCUUUUUGGAAUUCUUUUUUUUCAUCAUUGUGGAUCUGGAAGCUUCUAGCGUGUGGCAUCUGACCAAUUUUGAAUUGGUCCUUUCUAUAAAAUCAAUAUUUAUAAGGCUGGGCCCAGACUGGUUUGUGUGUUAAGGGAAGGGGGUUGGGGAGAGAAGCGAGUUGUGGGCCUAUGCAUAGUGGGAUGGAAGAAGUGGAAAGAGAAAGAAUGCAUAGCCAAGUCCCUUAGCCAGAGAUUAUUUUUGACUCUUCUCAUCUGUGUCGGUUUGGAUUUGAAAAAUCUCAAAAUAGUAGUAGUUUAAACAAGAUCAUUUUUAUUUCUUUAAAAAUCCAGUAUUGGGCAAGUAUGAUGGCCCUCAAGUCAUCAGGUGCCCAGGUUCCCUCUGACUUACUUUCUGUCAUUCAUUGGCUAUGGCCUUUAUCCUCAAGAUCCAAGGUGACUGCUAGAUCUCCUGAGAUCACCAUUUUGCUGGAAGGGAAGACUCCUUUCUCCCAGAAUUACUGCCCUCUGCUUAUAUAUACAUCUUGCUGGGCAGAACUCAGCCACUCAGAAUGGCUGCAAGGGAGUCUAGGAAAUGCAGUCUUUUAGCUGGUGCAUUAUGUCCAACAAAAAGCUCUUACUGUCCAGUCAAGGUGGCUCACACCUUUAAUCCUAGCACUCUGGGAGGUCGAGGCUGGUGGAUUGACUGAGCUCACAGGUUCAAGACCAACAUGAGUCACACCAAGACCUCAUCUCCAAAAAUAGGCAUUGUGGUAGGCACCGGUAGUCCCAGCUACUUGGGAGGCUGAGGCAAGAGAAUCACUUGAGCCCAAGAAUUUGAGGUUGCUGUGAGCUAUGAGGUUACAGCACUCUAUUGAGGGCAAAAAAGUGAGACUUUGUCUCAAAAAAAUAAAUAGGUGGCGCCUGUGGCUCAGUGAGUAGGGUGCCGGCCCCAUAUGCCGAGGGUGGCGGGUUAGAACCCAGCCCCGGCCAAACUGCAACAAAAAAAUAACCAGGCAUUGUGGCGGGCUCCUGUAGUCCCAGCUGCUCAGGAGGCUGAGGCAAGAGAAUUGCGUAAGCCCAAGAGUUAGAGGUUGCUGUGA
This is a messenger RNA of Nycticebus coucang (slow loris), 3916 nucleotides long. RefSeq names its product F-box protein 46 (gene FBXO46). The transcript is spliced from 2 exons. The coding region runs from base 152 to 1957 and encodes 601 amino acids. NCBI's taxonomy places the organism in Eukaryota, Metazoa, Chordata, Mammalia, Primates, Lorisidae. The record is from RefSeq and is a predicted model, not a curated record. Gene Ontology annotation, molecular function: protein binding.